AUGGUAUCGACUUACAUCUUGGGCAUCGCUGCCUUGGCGGUGCUAGCCGGAGCCCAGUCGACGACGUCAACGGACCCGAUUACGCCGACGCCAUUUUAUAGUACGAUCACGACGACUCGGACAAGAGCCGCGACAGUGAAAGCCACGGGGGCGGCCGAGACUCACACUGUCGCUGUUGGUGCUUCUGGGUACUCAUUCUCACCGUCAAAAGUGACAGCCAACGUCGGUGACACGAUAGAAUGGAUUUUCUACCCCGAUGGACACUCAGUCAUCCGCUCGGAGUUCGGUUACCCUUGCACGCCUUAUGAAUAUAUCGACAUUGGUCGACAGGGCUUCUACAGCGGCCCUGAACCUGUCAAGGCUAUCACGAACGAUAUGCCAAGAUUCAGAGUCCGCGUCAACGACACCGACCCCAUCUUCUUCUACUGCGGCGCCCCAGGCUCAUGCUACAAGGAGAAGAUGAUCGGCGUCAUCAACGAGAACUCAACCCAAACCCUCGACAAGCAACUCGAAGCGGCCCUCCCCCUAACAACCCAGAUCCUCCCCGGCGAGCCCUUCCCAACCGAGUCCGACGCCUCCCGCAACGACCACCACCACCUCAGCGGCGGCGCCAUCGCCGGCAUCGUCAUCGGCUGCGCCGCCUUCCUCAUCCUCGGCGGCCUCCUCGUCUACCUCUGCGGGCGCCGCGGCGGUCUCAAGCGCGCCUACCGGCAGCCCCCGCAGUCAGGCCAGGCAGGAGAGGUAGAGGCCUCGUACCCGCCCGUGACGGAGGUAAACUACAGCGCGCAGCCCAAGAGCCCCGCGACGCAAGGGUGGCGGAACAGCCAUUACAGCGAGCUCAGCGGGACGUACCGCGACCAGCCCACGCCCAUCGGCGGGUUCCCCGGCGCCAGCCCCCCGAUGAGCCCCCAGCCGCAUUCCAUGCAGGCCUACUACGACCCCCGCAUUUCGUCAAUAGCGCCGAGUAUCGCCGUCGAGGCCCCGGACAACCAAGCCGCGGCCCCACCACCGGCUGCCGCGCCGGAGGCUGCGCCCGUCGAGCUUCCGGCGUCCGCUGACCCGGGUAACUCCCCGCUCCCCGCGUACAAGCCGCGGUUCUCGUUUGCGGGGCAGGAAGCUGACUAUCGGCCAAGUAAGGAACAAUCUUAG
Molecule: messenger RNA, 1149 nt
Organism: Colletotrichum siamense
Lineage: Eukaryota; Fungi; Ascomycota; Sordariomycetes; Glomerellales; Glomerellaceae
Product: putative GPI-anchored cupredoxin
Exons: 6
Coding region: 1-1149 (382 amino acids)
Source: RefSeq, a predicted model, not a curated record